Messenger RNA from Ipomoea nil (Japanese morning glory), 1446 nucleotides. RefSeq lists its product as uncharacterized. Bases 1 to 1446 code for a protein of 481 amino acids. NCBI's taxonomy places the organism in Eukaryota, Viridiplantae, Streptophyta, Magnoliopsida, Solanales, Convolvulaceae. The transcript has 3 exons. The record is from RefSeq and is a predicted model, not a curated record.
AUGGGUGGGAAGAUUGAUAGAACUAUUAACAAUGGAACAUCGCCUCCCAUAUUCCGUAUAAAUGGUCAAAAUUUCCACCGCAUUGGAACUCUACUACCGGCACUCGGCACUCAACCUAAAUUUGCACAAUUAUACAUUCACGAUACAGAGAAUGAGAUACAAAAUCGCUCCAACUCUUUCAGGACGGAAAGCAAUGGUUCUGCCGUGCAUCUUGAUGUAGUUCAUGACAUUAAGCAAGAUCUAGAUGAUCACAAUGUUUUGGUUAAGUCAUUCCGAAUGGCCAAGUCAUUUAUGCAAUCUAAUCCUACAAGUGAAAUUAGAAUGAGAUUAAUCGGGAAGAGAUCUAAAGAUGCCAGAACGUAUGCACUACCAACUGCUUCAGAGGUUGCUGCUCUCAUUGUUGGAGAUCUAGACCCUUGCAUGGGUGAACGUGAUAUCGUGGUCGAGUCUAGAUCUGGAAUGCUUAAACGAAUUAGUGAAUUAAACCCAGCGUAUCUACAAUUGCAAUACCCAAUUUUAUUUCCAUAUGGGGAGGAUGGUUUCAGGGAAGAUAUACAUUUUGCAACACAUAGUAAUAAACAAAAUUUUGCAAGAAAGAGUGUUUCACAAAGAGAGUACUUCGCGUUCCGUAUUCACGAAAGAUCAAAUGAGAUCUCAACUAUAUUGUACGCUAAAAGGUUAUUCCAACAAUUCUUGGUUGAUGCGUAUACUAUGGUUGAAUCUUCGAGGUUGCUAUACAUUAGGUCCAAUCAAAAAGCUUUAAGAUGUGAGGCGUACAAAGGUCUUUCUGAUGCGUUAACAAGAGGUGAAGUGCAACCUAGCUCUCAAGGUAAAAGGAUAAUAUUACCUUCAAGUUUCACGGAAGGAGCAAGAUACAUGAUACAGAACUACCAAGACGCCAUGGCAAUUUGCAGAUUUAUAGGUUAUCAUAACCUGUUUAUUACUUUUACAUGUAAUCCUAAAUGGCCCGAGGUUCAACGCUUUUUGGAGAAAAGAAAUUUGAAAGCUGAAGAUCGUCCGGACAUUGUUUGCCGAAUUUUCAAAAUGAAGCUAGAUUGCUUAAUAAAAGAAAUAAAAAAUGGGAAACUGUUUGGUCCUAUAAGGGCAGUAAUAUACACAAUUGAGUUUCAGAAACGGGGUCUUCCACAUGCUCACAUAUUAUUGUUCCUACAAGGGACGAGUUGCUUUGCCAAUCCUGCUUUUAUGGACACGAUAAUUUCGGCCGAGAUCCCAGACAAGUUGAUAGACAUCGAGUAUUACAAAGAGGUCGAAGAAUUCAUGUUGCACGGCCCAUGUGGUGUUGCCAGGAGUAAUUCACCGUGCAUGGUAAAUGGCAAGUGCUCGAAGCAUUUUCCAAAGAGAUUUAUUGAUGCAUCCCAUUUUGACCAGGAUGGUUACCCGUUGUAUCGAAGAAGGGAUGAAAAGAGGACAAUUAAAAAAAAUUGA